Budorcas taxicolor (takin) is the source of this 960-nucleotide messenger RNA. Its product is annotated as olfactory receptor 5M11-like. The record is from RefSeq and is a predicted model, not a curated record. Gene Ontology annotation, cellular component: membrane. Gene Ontology annotation, molecular function: odorant binding; olfactory receptor activity; G protein-coupled receptor activity. The transcript has a single exon. NCBI's taxonomy places the organism in Eukaryota, Metazoa, Chordata, Mammalia, Artiodactyla, Bovidae. The coding region runs from base 1 to 960 and encodes 319 amino acids. Gene Ontology annotation, biological process: sensory perception of smell; G protein-coupled receptor signaling pathway.
AUGCCCCUCACCAAUGACACCACACUAAGAGAAUUCAUUCUCCUGGGGCUCACAGAUCGCCCAGAGCUCCAGCCUCUCCUCUUUGUGCUGUUUCUGGUCACUUACCUUGUCACCCUCUUAGGCAACCUGGGCAUGAUGGUGUUAAUCAGACUGGACUCUCGCCUUCACACACCCAUGUACUUCUUCCUCACUCAUUUAUCCUUGGUAGACUUGUGCUAUACCUCUACAGCAGCCCCACAGAUGCUGACUAAUCUGGUUUCACAGAAGAAGACCAUCAGCUUUGCUGGCUGCUUUGUACAAUGUUACCUUUUCAUAGCACUUCUCCUCACUGAGUUUUACAUGCUGGCAGCAAUGGCCUAUGACCGCUACGUGGCCAUAUGCAACCCUCUGCACUACAGUGUGAAGAUGUCCAGGUGCGUCUGCAUAAGCUUGGCCACAUUCCCUUAUGUCUAUGGCUUCUCAGAUGGACUCUUCCAGGCCAUCCUGACCUUCCGCUUGACUUUCUGUAGAUCCAACAUCAUCAACCAUUUCUACUGUGCUGACCCACCACUCAUCAAGCUUUCUUGCUCUGAUAAUUACAUCAAAGAGCAUGCCAUGUUGAUAUCAGCAGGCUUCAACCUCUCCAGCUCCCUCAUCAUCAUCCUGAUUUCUUACGCCUUAAUUCUCACUGCAAUCCUCAGGAUCAAAUCAGCAGAAGGAAGGCGCAAGGCAUUCUCCACCUGUGGUUCCCACAUGAUGGCUGUAACGCUGUUUUAUGGGACACUCUUCUGCAUGUAUGUGAGACCACCAACAGACACGACGGUGGAAGAAUCCAAGAUAAUAGCUGUUUUCUACACCUUUGUAAGUCCAGCACUUAAUCCAUUGAUCUACAGUCUGAGGAACAAAGAUGUAAAACAAGCACUGAAGAGAGUCCUCAGAAGAAAUAUAGUCACUAAAUGGCCAUGCCCCCAUUUCCAGUAA